Messenger RNA from Paramecium sonneborni, 537 nucleotides. The record is from the annotation of a GenBank genome assembly. Lineage: Eukaryota; Ciliophora; Oligohymenophorea; Peniculida; Parameciidae.
AUGACUUCUGGUUUUUAAGAUAGUUCUAUAAGAGUGAUAUUUUAAAAGUAUUUAUUAGACUCAUUUGGUGCUUAGGGCAAAAAGUAAGAACAUUUAUGAUUAAGUAAUUGAAGAGAAAAAGAAGACGGAGAUUUGUAAAAACUUCCUUUUCAAGGGAUCAUGCAAAUAUUAAGAGAAUGUAUAGAGUUAAUAAAAAUAAAGUGUUCAUUUGCUCAUGGAGAUAAUGAAUUAAGAGAUAGAGUGCCUGCAAAUGAGAACUUUAAAACAAAACCAUGCAAGAACUAUCAUAAGUUUGGAGUUUGUUCAUAUGGAUUAAGAUGUUAAUACUUACAUUCAGAAAUAAAGGAUAAGAUUAAAUGGUGGGGUUAUAUUUAGAAAUAAUUUAAAAAGAAUAUGGUUCCUUUCACUUUUCCAUGGGAUAAGCAAGAGAAGACAUCCUCAAUUUAGAGAAUAGAUAUUUUAAGAUUUUAAAGAGUAUUUAAGGAUUAUUAAGAGGUAGAAUAAUAACUAUCAUAUUUUAAAAACCUUUGUGUAUGA